Hypanus sabinus (Atlantic stingray) is the source of this 2267-nucleotide messenger RNA. Its product is annotated as testis, prostate and placenta-expressed protein-like. The coding region runs from base 42 to 1022 and encodes 326 amino acids. NCBI's taxonomy places the organism in Eukaryota, Metazoa, Chordata, Chondrichthyes, Myliobatiformes, Dasyatidae. The record is from RefSeq and is a predicted model, not a curated record. The transcript has 10 exons.
UGUGACCGCGGGAUAGAGCCCCGUCGCCUGUCCGUACACUAAUGCAGAACCAAAAUGUGGCGAAGAACGACAUGGAAACAAUGGAAAAAGCGCCCUCUAGGGAAAUGACCAUCGGGGAUGUGGUUUUGCCCGGGGGCUCAAAGCGUCAGGCCUCGAAACUAAAUCCCGUCAAGUUGGAAGGUCACGAGGGCGCGAAGCGGACCAGUGUGGCUGUGCUUAAAUAUAAACCCGGCUUGGCCAAAGCGCACCAAGCCGACAAACGCAAAAACUUCCAUGAGAAAACCUUCGGGAAAGACAACGAAGAGCCUCAGCUGUGGAGCACAGUACCGGGUGGCACAGAAGUACAUUUCUCUGGCUAUGCGAUCAGACAUUUGAAACCACACUCACAGAGUUCUCCUGGUAAAAUAAGUGUGGCAAGGAGUUCAUCAGACACAAGUUAUCCACAAAAUCAAAUAGAUCAAAUAAAAGAAAUUCAUCAGCAGAAUCUACCUCCAAGACCAACCCUUUCACCCCCUAGCCCACAACCAUGGACUGAACCAAAGAAAGCAGAUCAUAAUUCUGCUUUGUUAUCAGAUAAUUUCUCAGAUACCGCCUUAACUCUGUUUGAUUAUCCCAAAGCAACCCACGCAGCACUGUUGUUCAGCCAUGCCGGAGGAUCACUGCAAAUAAGUGACAAGUUUUCUCCUGAUGGAAAGCGAUAUACAAUUCCUAGUGUUCAUAUUGAGAAACCCUGGAGUCACUACAGGCCUCUGAUCACCAAUGCCUCAAAGGACUGGUCUCGCUUUGUAUCAGAGUGUGGGGAAUUUGUUCUUCCUAAAAGGGACCAUAAAGAUUUACACUACUCUGGGUAUGCAGUCAGAUAUUUGAAACCUAACGUUACACAGUCCUGGAAGUACUCUCAGCAAACGGAGCCGUCAUUCAGCAAUUACAACCAGAAGCCCAUUGCAUUCAAUACUCUCAAUCAAUUCAGAAGACUGUCCAGACCAUUCAGCUGUUGUUCAUCUCUGCAACCUUGGUACUAAAGUGCAUCGUGGUUUUGAAAGCUUUGAGCAGAAGCUAUUGGCAUGGAAUCUGUGACCAGAUUUGCUGCAGGAUCUGAAGAUGAUAAGAUAAUUUCAUAGGAGUAAUCAAUUCUUAUUCAGUAGGAAGAACAUACUUCACUUCACACUGAGUAAACAGUGUAAUGGAAGUGCAUUGUAUGUGUAUUUCUUCUAGUGCUCAUGCAUUCCAAUAAUUUGUUGCUGCCUGAUACAAUGUGUUAUGUAAUUGUUUUCACAGUGAUUCAUACAACUUACCUUCACCGUUACUGAUGCAUUAUAUAGGUAAUAUUUUAUGCAAUAAAUACCUCAGUCUUUCUAAUUAUAUGCCAAUUGAUCCAACUUUCUACAUACUAAUUUUGUGCAACCAAAAUGGUGCAAGUAUGUGAAUGCUGGGGUUGCCAGUCAUGCACUGAGCAUCAAUCCAGGGAAGUGGAGAGUAUUCUGAAGGCGGCUUGUAGAUAGUGGUAUGCCUUCAGAAUGUCACUCAGGCAUGAGGCGAGUCUUCUUGCCCUACUUUUGCAGCUGCAGUUCUCAAUAGGGUUUCAGUAUGAGCUUCAGAACUUUACUUCUUGAUAGUUGCAGUAGUUAGAUAAAUUCAUCCAGAUUGGGGAAAUAAAGAAAAGGCUGAAAGAAAUCAUAGAGAUAAGGAGGGUGAACCUGUGGUGGGAUUUGAAAACAUGAAAGUCAACAUCAAAAUCAACACAGUGUUUAAUCAGAAAGCCAGAGUGGGUUAGCAAGCUCAGGAUAAUUUUAGGAUUCAUGGAUCUUGUUUAUGAUUAAGGCUUAUAGGAAAAAGGAGGACAUUUAAUAAUAUAAUGACAUAUUUAAACCUGGAAAGAAGAAAGACAUGGUUGAGGAUUUCAGCCUCCAUGUGCAAAGUAAUAUUCUGUUUUGGAUCAUAAUAUCAACUGAAAUAGAAAGUGACCAAGGAAAAUUCUUAGAGAAUGUCUAAUGUUAUUGUGUGAAUUUGGGUCCAGUAACCUUGAUUUUCCACAAGUUAGUGAAGAGGUAAGGAUUGAGACAAGCAAAUGCUGUCCUAUCCAGCUGGCAAAGAUUGGACAGGCAUCAGAGGAGCCCGCUGUGAUCAACUAUUUCAGAAGCAGUAGGCAGAAUAAGAAGGAUAUGAAUAAUCAGAAUUGCUCAAUACAGGUAGGUGGUAGGUAUCUGGUUUGACUUAUUGCCUGACACUUUGUUACACAAAUGUUAAAUGACUGUUACACUUUUAAA